AUGGCCAAGACUCCCCGCCUGAAUCCGUAUCAUCGCCUUAUUUGCCGCUUGUACGAGGCUCUUUUUCUGCUCUACAUUCUAGGCGGAGUUCGAGGACCUCAUCUCAUAGCCCACCUCGAUCUUUCUACUACUCUAGCCAUUCAAAGGAGAUUCUUGAAGAACCUCGCCUUUCUAUGUGAUUACAAGAAAGGAGGCCCUACGACUGUAGCUGUUGCUGUUGAAAAUCGUCAUGACUGCCAUUUGUUCUGGAUUUCGUCUAACGAGGGACCUUCCGAAGCAGUUGUUUCGUUUUUGAAAUCUAUCAUCCAGUCCGUCAAGGCUUUUCAGGUGCUGUCCGAAGAUCAGAAGAAUCAAGCCGAGAAUGAAUUGAUGAGCACAUGUGUCGACUUCGCCAGGUUGAGAGUCAAGAAGCAGGCUCAUAACCUUGUCAACUUGGUGACCAAGUGCCAAAAGUAUAUCACGGAGAAUUUCAUCGAUGAGAGAGUUGGGUGGCUUCAGAAAUUCAAAGAUUCCCCCCGCCAAGACUUGGUCGCCAUUUGCCAGGAAACUUGGAAAGGUCGAAAAGAUCCUUCAAUGGCUUUGUUGCUCAGACUUAGUCGUGAGCCUGUGGAUGAAGAUGCAGCUGUCCCUCUCGAGAUUGCUGGCAUGUGUCGCAAAAUACGACACCUUAUCGGACGACUUGCCAAUCAUGUGCGCGCUGUCAGAGAGCUCCUCGAAGAUGGCAGCCGACUGAAUGCCCUUCUGGACGUCUUCGACGUGGCUCCGGUUCCAGUCCCAACUUGUGUAUCCCGGCCACAGGCUGACGAGCACACGAAUUUGAGAGGCGUACUCACACGGAUGCUGAGUAAAGAUGAUCCCCGGUUGCCAGAAAUCUCAGGCUAUCUGUCCAAUCUUGAUAGUCAGACAAGCUUGGAGCAAACGCUGCAGACCUAUUUCAGCCCAGACCACCCGCAGCCAUGUGUGCAUGCAGAGGUUCAGAUGCUGCAUCACUUCUACGACAACGAUCGGGUGUUCUAUGCUGGCGAUCCAUACAUUGUAGCCAGCAAGCCGGCUUGCUUCUGCUGCAAACUCUACUUCCGCCACCACCCGGCCAGCUACGAAGAGCCUGGUUCCCAUGAGAAAGUUCAUCGCAAAUGGGGCCCAAUCUUCCUUCUCGGAGGCUGCAGCAACUCAGGCUGGACUGUUCAUCGUGAAGUCUUGCAGAAGGUCAUGAGAGAUAUCAGCAAGGAGAUCUUCAAGCAGGUCGAGCGGAGAACGACACCUGUUGCAUACCACCCUGACACCCUGACGGAGCUGACAGCAGAUGCUGAUUCUGACCAUGAUAUUCCCGAGGAUGGUUCUGACAUUGACUCAGACGGAGGUGCCGAAAUUUGA
Molecule: messenger RNA, 1374 nt
Organism: Cryphonectria parasitica EP155
Lineage: Eukaryota; Fungi; Ascomycota; Sordariomycetes; Diaporthales; Cryphonectriaceae
Exons: 3
Coding region: 1-1374 (457 amino acids)
Source: RefSeq, a predicted model, not a curated record